Emiliania huxleyi CCMP1516 is the source of this 1005-nucleotide messenger RNA. RefSeq lists its product as hypothetical. The transcript is spliced from 4 exons. NCBI's taxonomy places the organism in Eukaryota, Haptophyta, Isochrysidales, Noelaerhabdaceae. Gene Ontology annotation, molecular function: oxidoreductase activity. Bases 1 to 1005 code for a protein of 334 amino acids. The record is from RefSeq and is a predicted model, not a curated record.
AUGGAAACAGCGAAUCGGUUUCACUUUCACUUUCACUUCACAUUUCAUGUGAAACGAAAUUUCACCUUUUCGAGCGAGUGUGUUGGCUCCCAAGCAGCAGCCAAGAUGAAGGAGGCUGGAGAUAUUGGGCCGCUCGCGGCGGAACUCGGUGGCGGCGCCGUGCCGCUUCUGCUUGACGUUACAGAUGAUGCCUCGGUCGCCGCCGCCGCCGCGAGCGUCCUGGCCACAGGGAGCCAGCUGGACGCGCUGGUGAACAACGCCGGCGUGCUUCUGGAACGCAAGGGCACGGCGUUGGCGUCCAUCGUUGAGCCCACCUUGCGGGUGAACUUGCGAGGCGCCGUCUCGGUGACCGCCGCGUUCCGCCCGCUCAUUCGAGAUGGGGGGCUCAUCGUCAACAUCUCGUCGGGCGCCGGCACGUUCGUGACGGGGCAGCUCGACCCCUCGGUUCGCGCGAGGCUGGAGGCGAUGGACGCGGCUCGCCUCCAAGAGGCCAUCGCUCGCCUCGCAGCCGCGGCCGCCGCGUCGCCGACGCACCAGCCGGACGACACGCCCAUCUACGGCGUGAGCAAGGCGGGGCUCAACUACUACACUCAGCUCGAGGCGCGCGAGAACCCGCGCCUUCGCGUCGUCGCCUGCUCGCCGGGCUUUUGCCGCACGGCCAUCGCCGGUGCCGACGCAGACUACAGCAGACGUGAGCCCAAGGAGGCGGCGCUCGGCGCGGAUGUGGUGGUAAAGCUCCUCUUGGGCGACCUCGGCCGCGACUCGGGACGCUUCUACAAAGAGUGCAGCAAGCCGGGCACCUCGCUCGAAGCGGCACGCUCCAAGCAAGAGCCGUGGGAGCCCGUGCAAGCGACGAUCGAGGCGGCGUGGCAGAGUGCCGAUGCCGCAGUGGAGGUGACGAUUCGCGGCCAGGCGUACGUCCUUGACUUUGCGGAGAGCAGGCAGCGCCAGAAGAGCGACCCAUCGCGCUCCCGAGCCAUCAAGCGCGUCGUGUCGCUGUCGUAA